AUGACAUUCUCAGCUGGGCCUCGUCGCUCACUCAGACGGACAAUUGUAGCAGGACUCAGCCGCGCAAGCGCUCUAAUAAUAGGCCGCCUCACUUCCAAGUACACUGAUACGCAACCCUCUACCGGAGACGCAAUCCGAAAAUACUGCGAAGCCAACAAGAUCGCACUACGCUCUGUCAAAGUCCCGAUACUUGGUAGAAACAGCAAAGAUAUGGGAACAGCACCUCCUCCUCCGCCGCCCGCAAUACUACACAUGUUGUCAACAACGACCCCGGGGCACCGCGUUGUUCUUUACUUCCACGGCGGCGGCUAUACUCAACCAGCGUUCGAGCCCUCGCAUAUUCCAUUCGCUCUCAAGCUGGCAGCGGCUGCUAAUGCCUCUACGCUGGGUGUUCUUGAAUAUGGGCUUGCACCUAAACUACGUUACCCAGGACAACUUGUGCAAGGUAUCGAAUCGCUCAGAUAUUUACUAAGCUCUUCGACUGCUGGUGGCGCAGGAAUGGCCGCUUCCAGCAUUGUUGUCAUUGGCGACUCGGCAGGCGCGAAUCUCGUUGCAGGUGUUCUUGCUCACAUGCACUGUACGAGCCCAUAUGCCGAUCCUCUCAACCUGACGGAUAGGAUUGGUGCAGCGGUUCUGAUAAGUCCCUGGGUCAGUAACGGAUUCAAUAGCGACAGCUACGUGGCCAACGCUAAGAAGGAUACCAUCGACGUAAAGGGUAUGAUAGCAGCGAGGGAGAAAUGGAGUCCAAAAACCGAAGAAGUUUGGGCAGAUAUGUUGGAAGGGAAAAUACCAGGCAGUGAGGAUCAAGCCAGUUUUUGGACUAAUGUUUUCAGCGGUCACGCAAGAGCUGUAGAGAAAGCGGUCGUGACUGUUGGCGAAGAUGAGAUAUUCCUGGACGACAUUAGUGCUUUUGCUAAGAUGGCUGGAGCGAAGUUAAAAUCUUCAGAUCUUGGAGAGGAUGCAACAGCGACAUUGGUCAGAUGUCCUGGGGAAACUCACUGCGGGGCGAUGCUUGAUGCGCUUAUAGGGUUGCAGAAGGAGCACUCUAUGUUGUCAGAGGUUAUGAUGUGGCUAGAAGGUUUAUAA
Messenger RNA from Alternaria burnsii, 1086 nucleotides. RefSeq lists its product as uncharacterized. Gene Ontology annotation, molecular function: hydrolase activity. Bases 1 to 1086 code for a protein of 361 amino acids. The transcript has a single exon. NCBI's taxonomy places the organism in Eukaryota, Fungi, Ascomycota, Dothideomycetes, Pleosporales, Pleosporaceae. The record is from RefSeq and is a predicted model, not a curated record.